Archocentrus centrarchus (flier cichlid) is the source of this 3996-nucleotide messenger RNA. RefSeq names its product cordon-bleu WH2 repeat protein-like 1b (gene cobll1b). The record is from RefSeq and is a predicted model, not a curated record. Lineage: Eukaryota; Metazoa; Chordata; Actinopteri; Cichliformes; Cichlidae. The coding region runs from base 400 to 3489 and encodes 1029 amino acids. The transcript is spliced from 14 exons. Gene Ontology annotation, molecular function: actin monomer binding.
GCGGACACAGUCGCUUAAGGUGGACUUUUUUUUUUUUUUAAGAGAUAGUUGUGCCGGUUUGUUGCUUUGCGUGUUCUUGCCGAGAUGUAGGCUUAACUUGGCUGCGAUACCGUUAUAUGCUGAAGGCCACAUUAGUACUAGGGAGUAAAUGAGAGAAACGCCCCACUUUUGCAGCUCAGUGUUGCGAUGCGAUGCGAUGUACACAGAAAAGUUGGCAGAGUUGUGCACUGUCUCAAUAGAGACACAUAUCUGACUGCAUAUGGUUCAUAGGGAGGGAGGGAGAAGGAUAAACUAUUCUAGGAUGGUCCGUAUAAAAAAGGACCACACUGCAAAGCGGAGUUAUGGAUCUUUUAUGCAGACAGUAGGACUCUACAACUAAGGUUACCUUUGUGAACACUGAUGGAAGUUGGAAGCUGCCUAGAAAACCAGCUGCAUUCAUGUCCGACAGAGUUUGUCAAACCAAUGAGUUUAGUAAUGGAUGAUCAUGGAUCCCAGUCCCAUCCACGGAGCUCUGGUCUGAGGGUAUCCACCAAAAGCAAAGCACCAUCCCCACCUGGACUAAAGGAAUUGGAGUCCCCAGGUUUCUCCCAGCGGUACCCAAGAAACCCUUAUUUAAAGAUGGACCAGAAGGAGAACCUCAUUGAUAAAGAACUCUCUCUGACCGUGGUUCUGCCUGGUGGAGUGGAAAAGACGACCAUAGUUCAUGGAAGCAAACCCCUAAUGGAUCUACUGGUGACACUUUGUGCAAAGUAUCACCUGAACCCCUCAAGUCACACUUUAGAACUGGUUACUUCCAACAGGAACAACAUCAAGCUCAAACCCAGCGCUCUCAUAGGAACUUUAGACGCAGAGAAGAUCAUACUUAAACCUAAAGGGGAAGAUAAAAAUAAGAAGACCGGUCCUCAGAUGCCUGAGGCAACUGUUCGGAUGGUGAUAAACUACAAAAAGACCCAGAAAACGAUAUUACGAGUGAAUCCUCGAGUGCCCCUUGCUGAACUCUUGCCAGCAAUCUGUGAGAAAUGUGAAUUUGAUGUGGAGACUACAGUCCUGUUAAAAGAUGUCCAAUCACUGACUCCUUUAGACUUGUCCAGUUCUCUUAGUGAUUAUGCAAUACGAGAGGUUUAUGCAAGAGACACAAAAGCACAACCUGCUACUCCUGUGAGUCCCAGUUCACUGACCUAUUCAGGAACAGUCACACCGGGCAAAGAGAAAUAUCAAAAAGAGCGAGAAAAUAAAGGCCUCUUCGGCACAUUCAGAAAAAGCAAGAAAAAAUCCGACCAGCCAACGACAGCCAGUGCCCCAGCUUCUCCUGUUCUCGUGAGCAAGCCUCGACCACUGAGUAUGGCCUUGCCUAGCACCAACUCAUCCCCGCUCGACUCUCCGACAAUUUCGACUGACGCACCAAAGAAGAGACGUGCACCCCAACCCCCAGUCCUUGUGUCUCAGAGCUGCACCUCUGACCCUAGUACUCGCCGGAGGCUCCACUCUGAACCGAAUGCCCGACUGGACAGCGAUCAGGUCUGUGGUCUAAGUCGAGGGUCCUCGGCGGAGUCUUCACUGAGGAGAACCAAACGCAAGGCGCCUCCUCCUCCUACAUCUCCUAGCCUAGAACCUGUUUUUCCAGAUGAAAACUUGCAAGCAGGUGAUGCUGCUCAGAGACUCGAAGAAAUUAGGGAGCAAGAAGAGAUGACUGCAUCUGUAACGUCUGCAGCUGCUAAUAAUACGCAACGAGAGGACGGCAGCCUCAACGUGUCCUCUGACGUUUCGUUGCAUUCCCCAUCCCCAGAUGUUGAGAUGCAGAUGUCAGUGGAAGGCAGUGGGGAAGAUCAGUCUCAUGAUCUGUCCUCAGAGGGCAAUCAACAACAGAGCACACUGAAUGAUUCCAUAACAUCAAGUGUGAGGAAAACUGAUGGCACAGAGUCCUCUGAACUGGCAGAUACUAAUUGUGUCCCACUUCGAGUUGAAAAUGUGAGCCCACAUCCCAUCUGUCACGAGUCUACAACUCAGAGUGCUGAAGCUGAAUGCAGUACUGCAACUAGCAGCCUCCCGCCACCUAUAAUGCAAGAUGCAGAGGCACAGGCCUCAGUUCAAGCAACUGCUGAAAGCCUCAGGGAGCUGACUAACCAGUUGGAGAAUCCAGUGGCCACCGGCACAUCAUGCUCCACUGGAGAGGAUGCUCAAGUGCAAACGGAAUUCACACAGCUUCCUGUGCCUCCACCACAACACGUGGACAACGAUUCCUCACCAGCAAUUGUCCCAGCCUGUGAAUCACCUGGGAAGAAAGAUAUGGCCACUUUGACAGAAGAUCUGGGACCCCCUCACCUCGAGCAAGCCUUACCCUCCACCUUGGAGACCUCGUCACGCCAAGACUCAAUACCAAGUGCCCUUGCCACACCUAAAGUGCCACCUAUGUAUGCCACAGAUUCUGAGCCAAAGCCUAAGCCUUCCAACGAACUUACAAGGGACUACAUCCCCAAGGUGGGGAUGACAACAUAUACUAUUGUUCCUCAGAAAUCUCUGGAGAAACUGAGAUAUUUUGAAGUUGCACUGACACUGGAGACGCCUACUGAAGCCUCAGGACAGGUACUCAAUACUGGUUCUCCUCAUUCAGAUGAGAGCACAAGGCAGACGGCACAGAUGGAAAUCUCAAAGGAAAAAAGUGAGCUGCCUUCUACUUUACGCAGGGAAGAUGGACUGACUAGCACUACUACUAAUCAACACACUGUUAAUGGAAGUAUACCUGAAUCUGCUCAUUUGGCAUCACCAACAAGUUUAUGUAACGCAGACAAGGUCUCAUCCUCAGCUAAUGGGGCAUCUCCGGCAGGGUCCCCAGCAGAGGCCAAGGAAAUGAAAAUUCCACCUGCAACAAAACCUAAGCCUGCUUCUUUCCGCUUGUCACAGCAUAAAAAAACACCUGGGUAUUAUGUAACUUCAGCAGCAGAGAAAGGUCUUAGUGCCAACUCUAGCUUUGGCCUGCUCAAGGAAGCUCAAGGAAGUGCAGAAAGAGCAGACUUACCACCCCCUCCUCCUCCACCUCCUGUGGAGUGUGAAGAGGUGACAACAGGGGCCACUAAUACUCAGCUGAGCCCUAAACAGGUUGACAAGAAUGUGCCCUUCAUGCGAAUGACAAGGCAAAGCAGUCUGCCAGCUAGAGACCCAGGCGUUGGGCUAAGCUUGGAAAAAUUGAGAAGCUUUGCAGCUCCUAGGCCUUAUUCUCCUGUGACCCCAUCCCGCUUUGCCCAGGCAGUGUCCUCGGCUGUGAAAAGGAGUCACUCUGUAUCCUAUCGUCCAAAGUCCCCUCUCUCGACUGUGUCGCCUCCUGUCUCUCCAAUUACAAGUCACCCACCUGUCAUUGAGUCGAAGCGAUUAUCGAAACUCGAGGACAGUGAACGUAGCGAGGCGGAUCUCGAUGGCUCUGCCUUGCAGAGAGCAGAAGUUGAACCACCAUCUUUUAGUGAGACUGUUCAAACAGAAGAGGCCAGUCCGUAGCAGUGCCUGAAUUCUUCUGAGUGCAUAACAUCUACAGAGGAACUCACCCUGUCUACUUUGAAUUCUCCAGAGCCUUUUAUCCCACAACACAGAAGAAGAAACUUUUUUCUUUUUUUCCCUCUUUUAGUAGUUUUCAACAGCAUACAUGAAAUCAUAUAUUUUGAUAAACCAAAAUUAAACAAUUAUUUUCUCACAUCAUUAAGUGGUAUCCCCAGCUGUUAUGCAUAUUUUAAUGAUUCUUUUAUUUUGUUUUGACUCUCUUGAGUGCUCAGAUGAUAAAUAAGAACAAUUCUAUAAAUUAUUAGUGAUUUCCUGAGUUGUAAUGUUAUUGGGUUUAUUAAGAAAAUGUAUUAUCUAAAUAAUACUGGAUGUUUAGACCAGGACUGGCCUGUCUAUAUUUAAGUAUUACAGAGUUUUGUUUAAUCUAUGUGCAAAAAGACACCAUUGUGUACAGCACACUUGUUGUCCUUGGCAAGCAGUGUUAUGAAUAAAGCUUUUAUCAAAUCA